This is a messenger RNA of Hevea brasiliensis (rubber tree), 2701 nucleotides long. RefSeq names its product ent-copalyl diphosphate synthase 1-like. The transcript has 15 exons. Gene Ontology annotation, cellular component: chloroplast. The record is from RefSeq and is a predicted model, not a curated record. Gene Ontology annotation, molecular function: terpene synthase activity; magnesium ion binding. NCBI's taxonomy places the organism in Eukaryota, Viridiplantae, Streptophyta, Magnoliopsida, Malpighiales, Euphorbiaceae. Gene Ontology annotation, biological process: gibberellin biosynthetic process. Bases 140 to 2575 code for a protein of 811 amino acids.
CGAUUCUGUCCGCUUGCUUCCCUCUCUUUACUUUUAAAUACCCCAUAGUUUUGGCCAAACUUCUCAUUCCUCUCCUUCAUUCCCAGCUAAAGCGAAGUAGAGAGAAAAUAAUAAUAAUAAAAAUAUUAAAACACAAAUCAUGUCUACUUCUCAAUCUUUCCACCUCUUCUCCACCGUUCCCGCCACCUCACGAUCUUCUUCCUUUCCCAUCCGCCCCCGUCCCCUGCUUUUCUCAGGUGUUUGGUUGCACGGGGCUAAAGACAAACGAGGUAACGUCGACAUUCGCCCAAGAUGCAGUGCUAUAUCCAAGCCUCGCACUCAAGAAUACCCAGAUGCCUUUCAAAAAAAUGGAGCUCGAGUCAUAAGGUGGCAUGAGAUCGUGGAGGAUGACAUAGAAGAGCAAGUUCCUAAGGUUUCUUUAGCAAAUGAGAUCAUCAAACGUAUUCAAUCCAUUAAAUCCAUGUUGGAUUCCAUGGAGGAUGGAGAGAUAAGCAUUUCAGCUUAUGACACCGCAUGGGUUGCACUUGUUGAAGAUGUUAAUGGAAGUGGUGCUCCUCAAUUCCCAUCUAGCCUUCAAUGGAUAUCCAAUAAUCAGCUCCCAGAUGGAUCAUGGGGCGAUGCUGAUAUUUUUACAGCGCAUGACAGGAUAAUCAAUACACUAGCUUGUGUUAUUGCGUUGAAAUCAUGGAAUAUACAUCCAGACAAGUGUGAGAAAGGAAUGAAAUAUUUGAAAGAGAACUUGUGCAAGCUUGAAGAUGAGAAUAUUGAGCACAUGCCGAUCGGUUUUGAAGUUGCUUUCCCUUCGCUUCUAGAGGUAGCACGGAAAUUAGACAUUGAAGUUCCCGAGGAUUCUCCCGUCCUGCAAGAGAUCUAUGCCAGCAGAAAUCUGAAGCUCAAAAAGAUACCAAAGGACAUAAUGCACAAAGUGCCCACCACACUACUCCAUAGCUUGGAAGGAAUGCCAGGUCUAGAGUGGGAAAAGCUUCUCAAAUUGCAGUGCGAAGAUGGGUCAUUCUUGUUCUCUCCAUCCUCCACUGCCUUCGCACUCAUGCAAACUAAAGAUGAAAAUUGCUUGAAAUAUCUAAACAAUAUAGUCCAACGAUUUAAAGGGGGAGUACCAAACGUGUACCCGGUUGACCUAUUCGAGCACAUCUGGGCUGUGGAUCGCUUGCAACGCCUUGGAAUUUCAAGAUACUUCGAGGAAGAGCUUAAAGAAUGUGUUAACUACGUUGCCAGAUAUUGGAGAGAAGAUGGCAUCUGCUGGGCAAGAAACUCCGAGGUUCAUGAUAUUGAUGACACAGCUAUGGGAUUCAGAGUGCUUAGAUUAUACGGCCAUGAAGUUUCUGCUGAUGUGUUCAAGCAUUUUAAGAAAGGUGAUACUUUCUUCUGCUUCACCGGGCAGUCAACGCAAGCCGUCACCGGAAUGUUCAACCUGUAUAGAGCUUCUCAGGUGCUGUUUCCAGGGGAGAAAAUCCUUGAGGAAGCCAAGGAAUUUUCGUCUAGUUUCCUAAAAGAAAAGCAAGCUGCUAAUGAAGUCCUCGAUAAAUGGAUUAUAACCAAGGACUUACCAGGAGAGGUUGAGUAUUCAUUGGAUGUUCCGUGGUACGCGAAUUUGCCUCGAGUGGAGGCGAGGUUCUACUUAGAACAGUACGGUGGCGAAGAUGAUGUAUGGAUUGGCAAGACUCUUUACAGGAUGCCAUAUGUGAACAACAAUGAGUACCUCCAGCUCGCAAGGCUUGACUACAACAGUUGCCAAGCCUUUCAUCGUAUAGAAUGGGACAACUUUCAAAAGUGGUAUGAAGAAUGUAAUUUGGGAGACUUUGGUAUAAGCAAAAGAGAGCUUCUGCUCUCCUAUUUCCUGGCAGCAGCCAGCAUAUUUGAGCCAGAAAGGUCGAAAGAAAGGCUUGCAUGGGCUAAGACCACAAUAUUGCUCAAGACCAUCGACUCUUAUUUCGAUGAGAACAACAAUUCCAUUGAGCAGAGGAGAGCUUUUGUGCAAGAAUUUAAGAACGGGGUUGGUGCAGGAGGACCUGUAAAUGGAAGGACAAUGGAAACAAAGACAAGGCAGGAACUUGUCAGGAUAGUGCUUGGAACCCUAAAUGAUGUCUCUUUGGACGCACUGGUGGCUUAUGGAAGAGACAUUAGCCACAGUCUACGUCAUGCUUGGGAAAAAUGGCUCCUGAAGUGGGAAGAGGAAGGAGACAGGCACCAAGGAGAAGCGGAAUUGAUAGUGAAAGCAAUAAAUCUAGCAGCAGGAAGAUGGAUCUCUGAGGAGCUAUUGAGCUAUCAUUCUCAAUAUGAAAAACUCUUUCAACUCACAAAUAGAAUAUGCUACCAACUUGGCAAUUACAAGAAGAACAAGGUACAUGACAACAAGAGAAGCACAACCUUUGAAAUAGAGGCAGAACUCCAAGAGCUGGUGCAGUUAGUGCUCCAAAACUCUUCAGAUGGAAUGGAAUCCAAUAUCAAGGAAACAUUUUUUACAGUGGCCAAGAGUUUUUACUACAUUGCCAUCUGUGAUCCUGGGACUAUCAACUAUCACAUUUCUAAAGUGCUCUUUGAAAGAGUGUACUAAUUUGUUGAUCUCUCUGUGCAAGAUUUGUACUAUCAUUCAUGUUCUUUUAUCAAUUACUGGAAAGUAAUUGCACCAAUAAACUAAUCAAUACAUAACGAAAAUAAAUUCAUUUGUUUAUGGAGUAAA